Messenger RNA from Rasamsonia emersonii CBS 393.64, 819 nucleotides. Its product is annotated as C2H2 transcription factor. Gene Ontology annotation, cellular component: nucleus. The coding region runs from base 1 to 819 and encodes 272 amino acids. Lineage: Eukaryota; Fungi; Ascomycota; Eurotiomycetes; Eurotiales; Trichocomaceae. The record is from RefSeq and is a predicted model, not a curated record. Gene Ontology annotation, biological process: regulation of transcription by RNA polymerase II. The transcript has 2 exons.
AUGGGCGACGGGACGGAUUAUCCUAGUCCAAGAAGUGAAGGUCCCAGUGGGCCGACUGCUAUGCUCAUGGCCGCGCCGGAAUCAUUAUCACCUCCCACGAAGAUGGCCGAUCCUUCUCCUCCAAGCUUGACGACGACGACGACGACGACGACAACGACGACAACAGAUGGAACACGACCGCGAUUGUCGGUCCGCCGCGCUCGGGAUCCCCCCCGGAAUGCCGCCGGUCAGAUCUACUGCGACCACGCCGACUGUCAACCUACGCCUCCAACAUUCCGACGUCCGUGUGAAUGGAACAAACACAUGGACAAGCAUGAUCGACCCUACAAAUGCAUGGAACCCGGAUGUGACAAGGUCCAAGGCUUCACGUACUCGGGGGGCCUUCUCCGACAUCAGCGCGAGGUGCACAAGAAGAACGCGAAUGCGAAGAAACCUCUCAUGUGCCCAUAUGCCGAUUGCAACCGGAGUACGGGGAAUGGAUUUACUCGACAAGAGAAUCUGAAGGAGCAUCUACGUCGUCGCCACAUGCACACGGAGAACGGUGCCUCCCCGGACCUGUCAGCAGCACAUGUGACUGAUGUCGAAGGGAUCAAGGCGUCCUUCCUCGCACAGACUCCAAGCAUGAAGCGGAAACGAGACGCGACGGACACGGAGCCAGCCGUCAUCGAAGACGAAAAUGGGAAUACCAUUGAUCUACGGAGCGAGUUGAAGAGACUGCGGGAUGAAGUGCGGGAGAAAGACCGACGGCUAGAAGAAUUAGAAAAGGUUGUGGCGGGACUACAGCAGGCCAUGCCCCAGACCGCAACCACUCAAGGUUGA